GGACGGGCGGGCUGAGCCGGCCGGGGCCGGGCCUAUCUGGACUGGAAGCGUUGACCUGAGCUGAGCCGUGCCCUGGGGAAGCGUGUGUUGGCCGCGCCCAGCACUGGAGGAAGAGCCCCAAGCUUUUCGGGCUCGGAGGUGCAGGUUAAGCUGGGAAGAGUCUGCCUCCCUGGCGGCCUUGCGCCGACCGUUUCCCCGCCACCCCACCCCCAACACGCGAGUCAGCGGUGUCUGGCAGGGGAGGAGAGCCGAAGGUGGCUCCGAGAGAAACUAGCAGUGGGAGAGGUGCAGUUCUUUGGAUCCCAGAAGCACCCGAUCUGUGUAUACAUUGAAGAAAUUCUAUUAUCUAUUUCCAGUCCACUGUAAUGUGGUUACUGUUCAUAGUUGGAAGUGGUGAGAGAGAUGGAAGAGUGUUUAUGAAGAAGUGUGUAUAUAAAUACAGAAGAUGAUGGAAAGAAAGUAAAAGGAACAUUGCAUAUUUUCGAAGAGAGCUUGUAGCUCAUAGAAUAACUCUCAGGUGACUUGAUUUAACCCCAUACUCUCUCUUCUCCAAUUGAAAGUCAUUAUUUAAGGGACCAAGUUUAAUGUUUGUCUUUUUCAUAUCUUAAUAUGGCUUAAAAUAUUUAUCUUCGUCUAGAAGUUCAUUCAUAAAUUUAGUGAGAAGCAUAGUCUCACACAAAAAAAAUCAUAUUGUAUCACUUCAUCUUUGGAAAUACAUUUGAAUACUUGAGAUCAUGGAGUUUGCCAGGCCAUUAUGGAUUAUUUAUGAAGAGUAAUUUUUUUUUUAAAUCAGUUUUCCUCUAGAAGGAAGAAAAGGUGAAGAAAAGGUGGGACGUUAUAAUUGGAAUUAGUAUUCUUUGCUAAGGUACUGACAUUUGUAGCUGUCCUUACCAAGGUUAUUUCUUUCCUUUAAUAAGUUAACAGGUAAAAUGGGCUAGUUGAUUGCCUAAGUCAGUGGGGGAAUCUAACUGUUAAAGAGGUAGCAUUGUGUUUUGAUCGGCUGCGACUGCAGGAAACUAGAUCGUGGCACAUGGUGGAGAAGGCACAUUCUUUCUGUGCGUGCAUAUUGAUAGACUGUGCCGUGCCACUCCUAAAGCAAAUAAAAAGCUACUACAGCAUUUUCGUUACAGCAUUUUUUGGGGGUAUGAUAGUUGGACUUCAUUCUGUAGGUUAAAUUUUAAGUUUUUUAUUUUUGUUUUUAAGUCUAGUCCUUGUUCUGUAUAAUACAGUCUGAAAGCAAACUCUGGUUACUUAAUUGUUGUUUAGAUUAGUGGAGCGUUUUUGUAGACUUCAGAAGUUGUUUAGUCACUGAACAACAUUUUUAUCAAGAAGAAAUGGCAGUCAUUUUUCAGCACAAAAGUAAAAUACAGUGAUUAUUUUCACUUUUGAUCAGACAGUUCAUUCUUAGAAAGUGAAUUGAAGAGAAUGUUAUCAACAUUACACAGGCUUUUCUUGAAUAUUCUUGUCUAAACAACUAAAACUAUGAAGAUUUUUCCAGCUAAGUAGCGGUACCUAUUACUGUGGGCUAUUCUCACAACUGAUGUAUUCAAAGCAUUGAAACAGGUUAUCUUUUUUGUAAAUCUAGUUUAACCAAAGGUAAACUUGAAUAUCUUAUUAUGUAAUGGUAUUAGUUCUUUCCCUAAGUGUUGUCAAGAUACUCAAUAUUUGUUUCAGUUUACUGAUAUUUGUGUUUUUGGUAAAUGUCUAAACUUUCAAAGAAACGGAGAUUUUAAGUCCAUUUAGCCUAACCAAUUUCAGUGCCCCUUCAAAGAUGAUCCCUACCUGUUAAGGAGACUCAAAAUGUAGGUGUAAUGGAAAGAUUCAGCUGGCUGUGUGACCUUCUGCAGGCCACUUUCCCUCUGUGGAUCCAUUUCCUUUUCUGUUGAAAAAAAUACACACACGCAUGUUAUGUCUAUGUGUGUGUGUAUCUCCAAGAUACCUUAUUCUCUUUGAAUCAGUGACAUAGCAGGAAAAGUAAGACAAGUACAUACGUAGGGCAAGAACAUGUUUUCUUUGAACCAUGCAAGGUGCAUUUGAAGUUUUGAGGAGAAGGAUAACAGCUGGGAGUUCAACGAAAGCUUCUUGAAGAAAGUGGUAUUUCAGUGGGACCUCAAAGGAUGGGUAUAAUUUCUACCAGAGGAGAUACUGCAGGAGCUUUCCCAAGAACUCUUACUAGUUUCUGAGUUCAUUCUGACUCAUGGCGACCCCAUGUGUGUCAGUAGAACUGUGCUCCAUAGGGUUUUCAGUUUCAGAAGUAUAUUGCCAGGCUUUUUUUCCGAGGUGCCUCUGGGUGGACACAAACCUCCAACUUUUGGUUAGCAGCUGAGCACCAAUCGUUUGCUCCACACAGGGAUUCUGUCAAGGAGAAUAAACAGGUAGUUAACACAUAACAUCGUGGUGACAUCCUGCUUUUCAAAACCUGUGUUAAUUAUCUUGAACCUCUUUAUUACCUUUAUGAUUGAGUGUAUAACUUUGAGGCGUAUUGAAGAACGGAAACCCUGGUGGCAUAGUGGUUAAGAGCUACGGCUGCUAACCAAAAGGUUGGCAGUUCGAAUCUACCAGGUGCUGCUUGGAAACUCUAUGGGGCAGUUCUGCUCUGUCUUAUUAUAGGGUCAGUGUGAGUCGGAAUCAACUCAACGGCAAUGAGUUUUUGUUUUAUUGAAGAAUAGUGGGGUUUUAUCUUUCCUUUUCGCUUAAACUAUUAGUUUUGUUUUUACCUUAAGUGGGUUACUUGUUGCUGAAAUUAAAGUUUCUUCCAAAGAUAAGUUUUUGACAGAUGUUUAUAUCUAAGUGCUUGUCCUUCUUAAGAGUCACUCUUACCCUUGAAAAUUCUGUGAUCUCUCCUCAGUUUGGCACUUGUUCAUGCCUGUAAUUGCCUUGCCUUUUGGGUGACAGUUCUGAGAACACAAUGCUACAUCAUAGCAGAAAUCUUUUUGAAGACAUUUUGAAUCAGGGAUCCAGAUUUAGCCAUAUGUGAUGCUACCAGUGGAAAGAAUACAAUCCAGGUAACAAGGAGAUGAAAAGAUAGUUCUUACUAAUGGUUACUACCACCCAUCUGCCUGUUUGUCCUGGUGGCUUACACAUUCCUGUGAUGCCGGAAGCUUACCACUGGUAUUUCAAAAACCAGCAGGGUCACCCAUGGUAUUCAGGUUUCAGCAGAGCUUCCAGACUAAAACAAGGAAGAAAGGCCUCGUGAUCUGCUUCCAAAAAUUAGCACUUGAAAACCCUAUGGAUCACAGAAUAUCAUCCGAGACUUUGACUUGCUUACUUUAGACACAUCGUUCAGAAGGGGCUGAUUGCUGGAGAAGGACAUCAUGUCUGUUAAGGAGGAUGCUCUUAGAAAUGGAAAAAUAAUAAUAAAAUGAUGGCCAACUUGGAGUUGAAACCUAAAAUACAUGAGAUUUUAAAAGAAGGCCUCGAUGCUAUAAAUGAAUUCUAACCCAGCUAUGGAAAGAACUAGCAUGUGAGAUUUCACAACCACUGUUGUUAAACCUUGAACUUGGAGAAAUGGUAGGUUCCGGAAGACCAGAAAUGGAAAAUAUCUUCACUUUCAGAAAAGAUAAGAAGGUGAAUUCUGCAAACUUUAGACUGGGUUAAUUAGAUUGUGAAGGAUUUUAACAUUCCUGGGGACUAAAGGAUCAUUUUCACUUUUGCUCCAGAGAAAGCUCUGAAUCUACGAAGUAGCCCUUAAAGAGAAACCCUUUGUGCGGGUUAUAUAUAUAGAUGUUUUCAUGAAGAGGAGUGAAAAGCCAGAAGGAUAUAGACAAAUGAGGCCUAAGACCUUUCCUGCCAGUAACUAUACUGGCAGCAGCCGGCAAAUGUUGCAAGAAAUUCGGGAAUCUCUUAGGAAUUUAUCCAAGCCAUCUGACACUGCUAAGGCUGAGCAUAAUAUGAGUAAAAUGUCAGCAGAAGAUCCCCGACAAGUCAGAAAUCCACCUAAAUUUGGGACGUAUCAUAAAGCCUUGCAGGAAAUUCGAAACUCUCUACUACCAUUUGCAAAUGAAACAAGUUCUUCCUCUCGGAGUACUUCAGAAGUUAAUCCACAAAUGUUUCAGGAUCUACAGGCUGCUGGAUUUGAUGAGGAUAUGGUUAUACAAGCUCUUCAGAAAACUAAUAACAGAAGCAUAGAAGCAGCAAUUGAAUUCAUUAGUAAAAUGAGUUACCAGGAUCCUCGACGGGAGCAGAUGGCUGCAGCAGCUGCCAGACCUCUUAAUGCCAACGUGAAACCAGGGAAUGUACAACAAUCAAUUAGCCGUAAACAAAGCUGGAAAGGUUCUAAAGAAUCCUUAGUUCCUCAGAGACAUGUCCCACCACUAGGAGAAAGUGUGGCUUAUCGCUCUGAAAGUCCCAACUCGCAGACAGAUGUAGGAAGACCUUUGUCAGGAUCUGGCAUAGCAGCAUUUGCUCAGGCUCACCCUAGCAAUGGACAGAGAGUGAAUCCCCCGCCACCACCUCAAGUAAGGAGUGUCACUCCGCCACCACCUCCAAGAGGCCAGACUCCCCCUCCAAGAGGUACAACUCCACCUCCACCUUCGUGGGAACCAAACUCUCAAACAAAGCGCUAUUCUGGGAACAUAGAAUAUGUAAUCUCUCGAAUCUCUCCUCCUGUUCCACCCGGGACAUGGCAGGAGGGCUAUCCUCCACCACCUCUUAACACUUCCCCAAUGAAUCCGCCUAAUCAGGGACAGAGAGGCAUGAGUUCGGUUCCUGUUGGCAGACAGCCAAUCAUCAUGCAGAGUUCUAACAAAUAUAACUUUCCACCAGGGAGGCCUGGAAUUCAGAAUGGUAGUGGUCAGUCUGACUUUAUGAUACACCAAACUGUUGUCCCUGCUGGCACCGUGAAUCGGCAACCACCCCCUCCAUAUCCUCUGACCCCAACUAAUGGACAAAGCCCCUCGACUUUACAAACAGGGGGGUCCGCUGCUCCUUCAUCAUACACAAAUGGAAAUAUUCCUCAGUCUAUGAUGGUGCCAAACCGAAAUAGUCACAACAUGGAACUUUAUAACAUUAAUGUACCUGGACUACAGACAACUUGGCCUCAGUCAUCUUCUGCUCCAGCUCAGUCAUCCCCAAACAGUGGACAUGAAAUCCCUACAUGGCAACCGAACAUACCAGUGAGGUCAAAUUCUUUUAAUAACCCAUUAGGAAAUAGAACAAGUCACUCUACUAAUUCUCAGCCUUCAGCUACAACAGUAACUGCUAUUACACCAGCUCCUAUUCAGCAGCCUGUGAAAAGCAUUCGUGUAUUAAAACCAGAGCUACAGACUGCUUUAGCACCAACACACCCUUCUUGGAUACCACAGCCAAUUCAAACUGUUCAACCCUGUCCUUUUUCUGAGGGUACCACUUCAAGUAUGACUGUUAUGCCACCUGUUGCUGAAGCUCCAAACUAUCAAGGUCCACCACCACCUUAUCCAAAACAUCUGCUACACCAGAACCCAUCUGUUCCUCCAUAUGAAUCAAUACAUAAAUCUAGCAAAGAGGAUCAGCCUGGCUUGCCCAAGGAAGAGGAAGGUGAAAAAAGUUAUGAAAAUGUUGAUAGUGGUGAUAAAGAAAAGAAACAGAUUACAACUUCACCUAUUACAGUUAGGAAAAACAAGAAAGAUGAAGAGCGAAGGGAAUCUCGUAUUCAAAGUUACUCUCCUCAGGCAUUUAAGUUCUUUAUGGAGCAACAUGUGGAAAAUGUACUCAAAUCUCACCAGCAACGUCUACAUCGUAAAAAACAAUUAGAGAAUGAAAUGAUGCGGGUUGGAUUAUCUCAAGAUGCCCAGGAUCAAAUGAGAAAGAUGCUUUGCCAAAAAGAGUCUAAUUACAUCCGUCUUAAAAGGGCUAAAAUGGACAAGUCUAUGUUUGUGAAGAUAAAAACACUAGGAAUAGGAGCCUUUGGUGAAGUCUGUCUAGCAAGAAAAGUAGAUACUAAGGCUUUGUAUGCAACAAAAACUCUUCGAAAGAAAGAUGUCCUGCUUCGAAAUCAAGUUGCUCAUGUUAAAGCUGAGAGAGAUAUCCUGGCUGAAGCAGACAACGAAUGGGUAGUUCGUCUGUAUUAUUCAUUUCAAGAUAAGGACAAUUUAUACUUCGUAAUGGACUACAUUCCUGGGGGUGAUAUGAUGAGUCUCUUAAUUAGAUUGGGCAUCUUUCCAGAAAAUCUGGCACGAUUCUACAUAGCAGAACUUACCUGUGCAGUUGAAAGUGUUCAUAAAAUGGGUUUUAUUCAUAGAGAUAUUAAACCGGAUAACAUUUUGAUUGAUCGUGAUGGUCAUAUUAAAUUGACUGACUUUGGCCUCUGCACUGGCUUCAGAUGGACACAUGAUUCUAAGUACUAUCAGAGUGGUGACCAUCCACGCCAGGAUAGCAUGGAUUUCAGUAAUGAAUGGGGUGACCCAUCUAACUGUCGAUGUGGAGAUAGACUGAAGCCACUAGAGCGGAGAGCUGCACGCCAGCACCAGCGCUGUCUAGCACAUUCUUUGGUUGGGACUCCCAAUUAUAUUGCGCCUGAAGUGUUGCUACGGACAGGAUAUACACAGUUAUGUGAUUGGUGGAGUGUUGGUGUAAUUCUUUUUGAAAUGUUGGUGGGACAACCUCCUUUCUUGGCACAGACACCAUUAGAAACACAAGUGAAGGUUAUCAACUGGCAAACGUCUCUUCACAUUCCACCACAAGCUAAACUGAGUCCUGAAGCCUCUGACCUUAUCAUUAAACUGUGUCGAGGACCAGAAGACCGCUUAGGCAAGAAUGGUGCUGAUGAAAUAAAAGCUCAUUCGUUUUUUAAAACGGUUGAUUUCUCCAGUGACCUGAGACAGCAGUCGGCUUCGUACAUUCCUAAAAUCACACACCCAACAGACACAUCAAAUUUCGAUCCAGUUGAUCCUGAUAAGUUAUGGAGCGACGGUGAUGAGGAAGAAAAUGUAAACGACACUCUGAAUGGAUGGUAUAAAAAUGGAAAGCACCCUGAACACGCUUUCUAUGAAUUUACCUUUCGGAGGUUUUUCGAUGACAAUGGUUACCCGUACAAUUACCCAAAGCCUAUAGAAUAUGAGUACCUUACCCCACAAGGCUCAGGGCAGCAGCCAGAUGAGGAUGCUCGGCUCCCAGGCUCAGAGAUCAAAACCCGUGACCUGGUGUAUGUUUAACAUGCUGGGAGACGGCUGAACCUGGUUCUGUAAUGAAGAUUUGCAGAAAGGCCUCAAAUGCAGGGUUUUUUGAGGUUCUGAGAGUAAAAAUAUGCAAAUGUUACAGAGCUAUGUAUGUGUGCUCUGUGUACAAUAUUUUAUUUUCCUAAAUUAUGGGAACUCUGUAAAAUGUUAAUUUAUUCCCACCUUUUAAAUCAGUAAUUUAGAAAAAAAUUGUUAUAAGUAAAUUAUGAACUCAAUAUUAUAGUCAGUUCCUGGUACUUUAAGUACUUAAAAAAAAAAAAAUAGUGCUUUGUUUAAAAGGAAAAGCCUGGUAUCUAUUUGUACAUAUGCUAAAUAAUUUUUUUAAAGAAUUUUUGAAAUUUUUGGAAAGACAGUUUUAGUUUCAUCUUGCUUUAACCAAAUAUGAAACAUACCCCAUAUUUACAGAGUUCUUUUUUUUCUCUCUCUCUCUCUAUAACUUUGUUUUUGAUACAAAAUAAGCUAGAGAAAUUAAGCCAUCACGUUGGUACGUGUUCCUGGGCUAAGGGUAAUCUGUAUAACCCACAUCCUUGGACUGGGAAAUACAAGGCUGAGACAACAGUCAUACGGUCAUCAGAAGGAAAAAUAAUGCAGCUUCCCCCCCCUGUGUAAUAUGUAAUCUAGCAUGUAGUUCUCAAGAAUUACUGGCUUUAAAAGAAGCCAGAGCGCUACCAUUUUUCUUUCCAUAUUGAUAUUUUUAAUACUACUUCCAUUCUAAAAGGAAACAAAGCUGCCAUAAAUCAAAGUUCUGGUCUAUUAAAAGCUAAGUUCUUUGAUGUUUUUAUUUCAAGAUUUAAAAAUAUUUUUUCAGCCAUCCUAAGAGCUUCUUCUGUUUCAUAUGAAACUCGGAUUAGUAAUUAUUGGUGGGUGCUCACUGGGAAAGUGCCUCUUCUGUACAGUGCUGCUUUUGGUUGUGUCAUUAGUAAUGUUAGAGGUUUCCUCUUUCACAUUGUGAUUGGCAAAGAAAAUCUGGCUCUUUGGCAGUGUUUUAGCUGAGGGCAGAUUAAUUGAUGAAGAAAAUAAUAAUUAAGUCAGUUGAGAUGGCCAGUAGCAAUUAGGAAAAGUUACAUAGUGGUCUUAAUAGAAAAUUCAAAUCUCCUAACUUAUUUAAGGUUAAAUAAUGUUUUUCAACAUCCCUAUUAUAUAAAAAAUUUUCUUUUUUUUUAUUAUAUAUGCUUGGGUUUUAAGGACUCGUGGUUUCAUAACAAAACACGUUUAGCUUGUCUUUUAGGAAGGGGAAAAGGGCUCUAUUCUGACAUUAGUAAAUUUUAUAUUUUAUUUCCUUUCUUAAGCUCCACUGAUAAGGAAUUGUUUUAUCAAAACAAUUUGUGGAUAGAGGCAUAAUUCUAAUAAUUCUGAAACUCAGCUUCAUUUAAAAGCUAAUGGAAACCGUAUAUUUAAGUAAAAUUAAAGGCAAAAUUGUUGCAGUUGAACUAGGGAGAGGGCAAAUAACAUUUAUUUAGCUCACACUUCCCACCUUUCCUCAGGUGGCAUUCUCAGAGGCCAGCUUUAAAAUCACUGCCAUGUAACGGUGGGUCUUUUGAGGUCACUGGUCCUUUUGAGAAUCUGAUAAAAGCUGUGGACUCUCUUCCCCAGAAAAAUACUUAUCAACACAUACACAUUAAUGUUGCAUACAGUUUCGGCAUUUUGGACACGUUGAAACCUAGACUCUAGGUUAGGCCCUCUUGUCUUAUAAUAAGCUUGAUUUAUUAAACUAAGAAUUUCGUUUUUAAUUUAUUCAGUACUCAGAUUAGCACAUCUUUGUAGAAAUGCUGAUAAUAUGUGAUGGAAAAGAUCUGUGUAGCACGUGAGAAGAUGGCCCUAUGAAUGCCUCUCUCUUGCAGGCACAGCACUAAGAUGUUUUUAAACACACCGUUUUGAGGGCACUGAAAUACAUACAUUUAGCUUGUUACAGAUUCGUUACAGUGUUUCUGCAGGACUUCCAAUGAGAGAAUUCUAAACAUGUACUAUAAUGUUAUGGCAGUCUUGGUGGCACACUUGAUCAGUCCCAUAAAAUCCUAUGCAAGACAAACUAGUUCAAGAAUUUUGAGAUCAGUACUCACGUUUUAAAGAUAUUACUUUUGCUUAAGAUUUUUUUCAGUGUGAUUUAUUUAAAUUUCCAUUUAGUUGUUUUACUUCUGGACAAUGGAGCAACAACAGUACUAAACUGACUUUGUUACACUUGCAUUGUAGGAAAACUGAGGUGCUGUCUGCCUCUUCCUACCCCAUAUCCCUCAUCUGUAUGCCCUUACUCCUUAAAUGUAAUGGACACUACAAAUUUUUACUCUUAAAAUUUUCUCUGACAGUAUAAGCUUUUUGUGUUUAUCUGAAGCAUUAUACAAGUCUUUGGUAUCUGCAAUUUAAUAGUUUAGAUACACUUAUUAGCUGUCUUAUUCCUAAAUUAUAUCUGGUUCUUCUAUAAUAAAAUCUGGUGCUUCCUGACCAAAAAACGAGAACUACAACAUCAAAAAUAUAGAUGGCUCUCAACUGAAAUAGUGAAAACAUUGGUUAUACAUGUUUUCAUUUAAAAAUAAUUUUCCCACUCCUUAAAAAAUGUACUGUCUUUAUCAUACUUACCCCUUUUUAUGCAUAUCAACUAUUUAUAAAAUGUGCUGUAUAAUUAUGUAAUUGUAGAUACUAUUAUGUAUUGUCCAGUGGUAUCCCAAGGCAGGCCCUGUUGCUGUAUCUUUUCUACUUAUGUCUUUGUAAUAGAAACUCUAGAAUGUAUGACUAAGAAGUCACUUUGAGAUUGACUUUUUUAAAAAGUUGUUACCUUCUGCUGUUGCAAAGUGCAAAACUGUGAGUGGAAACGUUUUAUUCUGACUUAAUAUGUUAGAAAUUAGAGAAUGCAGUAGGAGGAUUUUUAGACAUUGCUGCUGCUGUUGCCCAAGGUACCUUUAGGAAAAAAAUUUUAAUAAAGAAAAACAAAAAAAAAAUUGGUAUUUAAAGUGAAACAUUUAGCCUGUUUGCUUUAACCUAAAGCAGAAAGUAAUUUGGGUCAACAUAUUGGUAUAUUUGUAAAGCGCCUUAAUAUAUCUCUGUGGAAGGCAGUAUACCAGUUUACUUUUAUAUCGUAUUGUGUAUAUAAGUAUUUUGUAUUAAAAUUGAAUCAAUGACUACACCAGAAAAAAAAAAAAAAAACUACAGUUUUAUAAAAUAAGGCUUGGUUAGGAAAAGGAAGUACAGCUUUGCAAUAUAACUAAAUUGUUUUGCAUACUUAAUGAAUGUAGUAGAUAUCAGUAAUCAGCCUGCGUUUUUAAUGAAUCUAUUUGUAUUUUCCAAAUCAUUUUCUCUAGUGUAACAUUUUCUGGGAUAAUAAAAAAGCAAAAUUCAAAUCUUUCAGUUGUGGGCGGAAAGCUAACUUUUAAGCUA
Loxodonta africana (African savanna elephant) is the source of this 10523-nucleotide messenger RNA. RefSeq names its product large tumor suppressor kinase 1 (gene LATS1). The record is from RefSeq and is a predicted model, not a curated record. The coding region runs from base 3732 to 7130 and encodes 1132 amino acids. The transcript has 9 exons. Gene Ontology annotation, cellular component: spindle pole. Gene Ontology annotation, biological process: G1/S transition of mitotic cell cycle; regulation of organ growth; hippo signaling. Gene Ontology annotation, molecular function: protein serine/threonine kinase activity; ATP binding; protein binding. Lineage: Eukaryota; Metazoa; Chordata; Mammalia; Proboscidea; Elephantidae.